AUGCCAGCUAACCUUGGCUACAUGUCUGCAAUGUUGUACAACCAAAACAACUGCGCAUCAGAAUCCUCUCCUGUCACAAGUAAAUACGAAAUGGAGGUGGGCAAAGACCUGUGUGUCAUGGUGGGGUAUGACAGGGACAGAUGUAUGGGACAUCUCACCGCUGGGGGGUCUGUAGCCAACAUUGAAGCAAUUUGGGCGGGAAGAAAUGUGAAGUACUUUCCACUGGGACUACAAGAAGCUUUGCUGAAGGACAAAAGACUUUCUGGUGCCAAAAGUUACAAGGUACGUUUCCCUGUUUUACUUACGUUCUGGUUUAUUUAUCCAUGCACUUUACCUCUUGCAUUGUUUAGGCAUAAUGUGGACGGAUAGAUUUGGUAGACUAUAUAUAUAUAAGAAAAUACCAUUUUCAGUUUGGCCAGACGUGGCAAAUGAACAUUAUUUUCUAAACUGCGUACCGAAAAUAACUUAUUUAUGCUCUAAACUCGGUAAUAAUGAAACACACACAAGCAAAUACAAAACACAAUAAUGAAUUUAUUGUAUAGGAGGAAUAGGUCGGCAGUGCUAUAAUACGACCUCCUAACAAACACAACUUACAUGAUACAGAAGUAUAAAUGAUAGGAAAAAUACAAACUGAAUCUAAACUCACUCGUACAAAAAUUGAAUAAAUUAAAUUCUAAUGUGUAAAGGAACAUAAAGACGCGAGUCGACUUUAUCGCGGACAUAGCCGUCAUUAGCUGAAUCUGACUUCCACCUUCCGUGAACUUUGAAAUGCCGUUCUGGAACACUCUGAUUAGCAGCGGAAGUAGCUCCUCCGGACCUAAAGCUGUGAUUACUAAACUUAGAAGGGUCUAAUCCAAUAGCUUUCAACUUCUCCUUAAGAAUUUCUCCCGCCCUGCCAGCAGUGAGAGGCUUUGAAGUGAAGAAAUUGCCCUUCAAAUUCUUGUCGUACCGUAAGGAUCUGAAAAAUAAUGAAAUUCUGAGAAAAACAAGGAAUCCUGGCAGCUUCUAAGUACUUAAUAAGGUAUGUAUAAGGGCAAGUAAAAUUGCCAGUCUUGGCAAUAUAAACCCAGGAACCCUCUCUGUACUUAUCAGUCUUGCUAACUUCUAUGAAAAUCUUAUGAUAAAGACCUUCAGUUACAAUAUUAGAUCUACUAAUGCUUAAAAGCUCGGAAAUGCGGAAAAAGCCAGCAUAUGGGAGUAAACACAUACAGACAAACCUGAUAUCAAGUAAGUUACUACUUUCACCAUAAUGCUGCAAAAUUAAGCCAAGGAUCUCUGGGGUAAUGGGCUCCGCCUUCGUGACAGGUUUACGAGGAGCACGACUGGAAGCCUCAACAAUAGACCUGACAAGAAAGUUGUCACACGGAUUGGGAUUCUCAAAAACUGAUAACUUAUGUACCCAGUUAAUAGCGUAAAAAACGCCGUAAAUGGUGGAACUACUUAACGAAUUUUCUAAUAAAUGAUGCAAAUACAAGGAAACUGUGAAAGAAGUAGCUGGAAGAAAAGAAACCUCCCCAGUGCUAUGCAAGCACCACGCUUUAAACUUACAAAAUGAUUUACAAUAAUUAAUAACUGUGUUAUCAGCUCGAGAAUUAAAGGCAGAGAGCCAAAACUUCUCACAAAGUAAAACACCAAACGUCCGACUGGCAGCUGCUUUAACAUCUGAAGCAAAAAAUAGAGAAAAUAAAAUGACAAAAAUGACCAAAGAAAAAAUAUAUCAGAAAAAUACAACACGUAGUGAAAAAAGGUAAGGUUCGGUCCAAGUGGUCCCAAGAAAAACACAGAAAAACAUUACCACUAAGGGCCAAAGUGGCCCCUACGUAAUAAAACAGACCAAGUGGUCCACAAAACAAGGAUCCAAGUGCAUCCCAAAAUACUUGGAUACCAUGUGGUAUGAGUGUAAGAACUCUAUAAACUGCAGAGAAACCCCCUACAAAUCUGAAAAAAAAAAAGGGUGGGUUAACUAAGGCCUUUCUAGGAAAACCGCAAGAACAAAAGACCUGAACGAAAAUUAGGUGAUCCAAAAAGGGAAUUUUAUAAUUACCCAAAACGAAAACAUCAGUACCUAAGGGGAUCUCGAAAAUAUCAGAGAAUAUGGGAGACAAACCCUCGUUGGUAAAAAUUAAAGGCCAAAAUGGGGCGGAAGGUCAAGCAGAAGCAACAAGUGUAGCACGACCGCCAAGGGCAACCAUGUGAUUAAGGACCUUGGGGAAGAGAAAAAUAGGUGGAACGAGCCAAUUAUUCUCGCCCGCCCUAGAAACAGAAAAGGCAUCAACCGCCUCUGUACCAGGGCACCAAAACCUGCUAUUAAAACGGGGCAACUGCGUAUUCUCAUGACUCGCAAACCGGUCCACAGAGUGAGGACCCCAUUUCUCUUCGGCCAAAAGGAAAUAGUCCCUGUUGACCCGCCAAUCAUCAUAAUCCACAAUUCUGCUCAAAAAAUCGGCUCUAUCAUUAGCCGAUCUCGGAAUCCAUUCAACUUCCAAUGUGAUGCAACUGAGCAAGCACAUACUGAAAAUACGCAAAGCUAGGCAUUGCAAAUCUUCCUUCAUGCUUCCUACUUCAACAAAUCUAGCAACACUCUGAUAAUCAGUAUACCACUUAAUAGUGUGCCCUUUAAGUAAAGGCAAAAAAGAUUCUAGACCCAGGGAAACAGCCUUAAGUUCCCUGUAAGAGGAGCUCUUCUGCGCCUCAUCAACACCCCACAACUUGUGAGAUAUGGUGUUGUGAAGAUCUAACAUAUAAUUGGCACAGCCUGUAGAACUCGCAUCGGAAUAACACACACGGGAAUAACGGAACUGUGUAGACAAGAGGCGCCUACUGUUUAGGAAAGGAAUGUUCUCUUUCCAAAAACAUAAUUCAUUCAGAGUUGAAACCGACAGGGAAAUUUUUUCCCGUCCCAUGUAGGGCUUCUAAAAAUAUCAAAAUGAGAAUACCUUGUCAUAAUACGAGUAAUGUUACCAAAGACGAAACCCAUUGAGAUAAUCUUACCGACAAACUGAGCCAAUUUUCUAGCAGUACUAGAAGGAUACAGAGAACGAAUUGAAUCAAUAACCUGUACGACACUGAGAAUCCUAACUGAAGGAAUGAAAAUAGUAUGAACGGCUAACAACCCAAGAAAAACCUAAAAAAGUUUGAUGUUACUGCAAAAUAUAAAUAUGGUGGUAGCCAGAUUGAGAUCAAAUUUACACAUGAAAUGAUCAGAAGGAAGAUAAACACAAGCGUUUCUAAUAUCCUCAAACUUAAACUUUUCUUUUCAAAUAUGUUUAUUGGCAUGCCUGAGGUCUAAAACAACCUCUUCUUGCCGCAACUCUGUAUGGAAACAGACAAGGGAUUGACAACAUGAGGAGGACUAGAUACUUGAACAACUGAACCUGACAAAAUAAGCUCUUGGAUAGCCUUCAGAACAAAAUCAGCGUGCAUAAGUGCUGAAUGGUUAUUGUCAAAAAACGCAUUCUGAGGAAAUAUAAUAAAGGGUAUGGCAUACCCCUUGUCAAUAACCUGGAGAAUGAAAUCAUUUGCACCUUACGCGUUCGCCCAAAAACUAAAAUGAGCUUUAAGCCUACCCUUAACCGAUACAAUACUAUUGGGAGAAUUCUCAAAUUCAAAACACACCUCUAAAGCUGGACCUUCGUCAAAAAUACCUUCAAGAGUUUCUUUUACUGCUUUACUAUCAGCAAUGGAACUACUGCUGCCCAGAAGAACCGCUGUCUUUACUUGACAAACUUUGGAUCUGUUUGUAGGUUGAUCCGGCAGUGAAGAAUAAGUUGGGGCAACUUGCUCUCAAAUGGCCGGUCUUGCCGCAGGCGAAGCAGAUGUCAUAACGGCCUUUAACAAAGGCGCCCUUCGACAUUUGAGGACGAAAAUUAGUAAAAUUUCUUGGAGUGAUAGAGGAGACAGCCGAUGAAAACCCCGAGGAAGUCUCUGGACGCUGAAUGACCUGUAAAGAAAAAAGGAAGAAAGAGGAAACUAAGUGACGGUCGAUUAUAGCCACUGAAAUGACCUAAAGUGAGAGCACAACACGUGGUGAACCUAUUUAAACACAACCCAACAAUAAGCGUGAUGAACACGCCUGAAUGCGGUACGCAUUACGUAACCUCCAUUCGCACGCAUAAUUCCCAACGCACCGAGCAUAAAUACAUUUAUUUUCUAAACUGCGUACCGAAAAUAACUUAUUUGUGCUCUAAACUCGGUAAUAAUGAAACACACACAAGCAAAUACAAAACACAAUAAUGAAUUUAUUGUAUAGGAGGAAUAGGUCGGCAGUGGUAUAAUACGACCUCCUAAACGCUAAAGAAAAUAAAGAACGGGCAAAGGAAACGAAUAAAAGUAACAAAUAAAAUACUCAGCUUCUGUCCCGACUUCGCACAGCGAGCGUUCUUCUUCUUUCGCAACGCUCUCUGCUCAGCAGCACGGAUCUUCUUCCCGUCUUCAGAACCGGAAGCGACUUCGUCAGAAAGAUACUCGUCAACUGCGGCCCAGCCAGCUUCCGAUUUAUCCGCUAUUCUGAUGAGCUUGUUUCUUCGCUUUAUGGCCUUUGAAGCAGCGUUGAGGGAAUCGUCGAGUUUAAGAAUCAGCGCUGAAACUUGAUGAUUCUCAGAGUUUUCAAGAUCGACCAGAGAUUUCAGCGAAUCGACAAAAGAAAGACUAUGAGUGACGUGUUCCAAAAUCUCAGUAUUAAUCGAACUGCUUCUUGUUGCCGCUAAACUUGAAGCUUAAGCUCGUUUCGGUCUUAAGUUUAAUUUCUUCACCAAGGAUGAAGACGAUUUGAGUUGAUCAUCAGAAAGCUCACGCUUUGAAUGUGAAAAUUUUUGAUCAAAGUAAGACCUUAAGUCUUCAAAAGACCCAACAGAGAUAACUUUGGGAUCCUCCACGCCUUCCUUAUCACACAUGAUAAGCAAGCUAAAAAUUAAGAGACGGUCGAUUAUAGGCGGUCGAUUAUAGCCACUGAAAUGACCUAAAGUGAGAGCACAACACGUGGUGAACCUAUUUAAACACAACCCAACAAUAAGCGUGAUGAACACGCCUGAAUGCGGUACGCAUUACGUAACCUCCAUUCGCACGCAUAAUUCCCAACGCACCGAGCAUAAAUACAUUUACUUACCGUGGAGAGUGUUAAGAAGGCACAAAGACCAGAAAGAAGAAAACUAAUGGAGUUUCUGCUUUAAAUAACUCUCAUAUGCCAAGUAAACAUCUGCGAUGAAAUUAACUGGAUUGAGUACACAUGGCGUAAAGAUAUUGCAUCGUUUAAAUCACAACCACUUACACUGUAUAACUUAGGUUCUUUUCACUGGAAACCAUUCAUAUUUUUUUUGUUUGAUUUUUUUAUUAUUAUUGAUUUGUUCAACAUUGUAUGUAAGGUUACAAUAUUUUGAUAGUGCUUAAGAAAUAAUUACAAUAUUGAACAGGAAGUCUCAGAAACCUUUCUGGUCUUAUCGAGGAGACUCCCUGUCAGUUUUCAUCAAUUUCAUUUGAUUAUGAUGACAUAGACGAUUUUGGCUGAGAAAAAUGCAAGGGGUGACAGGCCGCACAUCCAUACCGGCGUGAAACCUUGUGUAAACCUUUCAUAUUUUAGCUCUAACGAGCAUGUCCUUUAGGGAUUUUCCUUUCUUGUAGGAAAUGAUAGGUGGUUCUUUGAAAAUUUGGCGAAGUAACGGUUGGUUUAGUAUAAGAUUCCAGUUUUUCAUUAAAACUUCUUUUAAAGUAGACACUGAGGGCUGGUACUGUGUCACGAAAGGCAAUAUUUCUUUUUCCUCUUUGUUGUUGUGUUUCAGGAGAGCAGACUCCCUCUCUGUGAACUUUAUAUAUGAUAGAAGGUUUUCUAUCAUAGUUUGUGGGUAGCCUCUGUCAAUCAAGCGUAUUUUGAAAUUUGAAAUAUUUUCCUCAAACGUAGUUUUUGAGGAGUUUGUUCGUAGGAUUCUCAAGGCUUCUCCUUUGACAAAUCCUUUUUUAACGCUCGGCGGGUGACAAGAGGUGAAAUGUGUGUACUGGAAGGUUUCCGGUUUUUUAAAAUGUGUCUUUACAUCAAGGAUAGAUUUUUCCUUGAAUCUUGUGCCUUUGUAUACAAUCGUGUCUAAAAACACAGUCUCAGUGUCAGAUAUUUCGGCCGUGAAUUUGAUAGUUGGGUGAUGUAAGUUCGCUUGUUCGAUGAAUGCUUCGAUGUCUGGUUUACUGAUGUCCCAUAGGGAAAAGAUAUCGUCAAUGUAGCGUUUCCAAACUGUAGGUUUAAAAACGGUUCUGCUUAGAAUUGUUGUUUCAAUAUGUGCCAUGAAAAUAUUGGCAAAAGAAACUGCUGUCUUUGUACCCAUUGCAGUGCCAUGGGUUUGUAAGUAGUGUUUUCCAUUGAACUGGAAAGAAUUUUCUUUGAGGAUUAGUCUAAGCAUUUCCCUCAGGUAAUGUGUAGGAAUAGGAGGGUUGUCUUUGUAGAAGUUUUCAUAUGCUUUGCAGACAAUUUCAAUGCCCUCGUUUUGUGGUAUAUUUGUGUAAAGACUUGUGACGUCCAUCGAGACAAGAAAUGUUCGUUUUUUCACCUUUGUGUUUUCAAUAAAAUUUAUAAAGUCGGUGGUAUCUUUAAGGUAUGAUUUCUGUAUUUUUGAUAUCGGUUGUAGUAAUGUAUCAACAAAAGAGGAAAUUCUUUCUGUUGGACCAUCGCAGCCGGAGAUAAUUGGUCUCCCUGUAAUGGUUGGCUUGUGAAUUUUCGUUAGAGUGUAGAACUCUGGUAUUCUGGGUGGAUUAGGUGUUUGAGAUAGCCAUUUUCUUGUCAUGUCAUCAAUAUGAUUUUCACGGUGAAGAUCUGUAAUUAGGCGCAAGACCUUGCUGUGCGUUUCUUUCACCAUGGGUUGAGAGAGAGGUCUGUAGUUAUGUUUGUCUUCGAUUUGUAUUUGACCCUCUCUUAUUUUGUCGGUUUUGUUCAUGACUACUGUAGUGCUCCCCUUGUCCGCUUUUUUAAGGUUGAUGUCUGUGUUUUGCUUUAAUUCUGUUAAAGCUUCGUGUUCCUUGCGUGACAAGUUAUUUUUUGGCUUUGUUAUUUUUAUCUCUGCGAGUUGUGAUUUAACUGCUUCCAGAUAACUCUCGAGGGCUACUGAUGGUUGAACCGGUGGGUUCCAGUCAGAUUUAACGUAGAAAGGGUGAACUUCCCUAUUUUCUCCGUGGAACAUAUAUUUAAGGCGCAUUCGAGCGCGGUUUUGUCGAAGCCUUAACUAAGUUUCACUACCGUCGGCUAGAAAAACAGAAACAGAAACUACAUAAGGAAAUGUCCUUGGCAAACCGUAAGGGCCGCAAGGACAGCAAAAAUGUAAACGUAUCUACUACAGAGGAUCGUGAUGAAAUCAAAGCUUUAGCUUCAAAACUAAAAGAGCAAUACGAGUACCUUUUGUCAAAAAUUAAUAGUGACACAGAGAAUAAAAAUUGUGAAAAGUACUCACAAAUGUCUGUUAAAUGUGUGAACGACACCGUGGUUGGGUCAAACAAAAUUACAGGGAAAUCAUUCUCUAGAAAAAUACAAAGGAAAACCGCUACACGCAAAGAAAGGAGAAAAAAGUCUUCCAAGAAAAAAGUCAGUUAUCAAACUACUAAAGGGGGCAAAUAUAUUAAGAACCUCUCAAACAGAAAAUUAACUGACGCACAAAUUAGUUUAAUCUCUCGAGGUCUCAAAUUUAUACCAGUCAACAAAUCUAUUAACAGAAACAAAAUACGACGACAGUUGCUACGAGAUUUUGAAAAUUUUGCAAGGCGAAUGCGCCUUAAAUAUAUGUUCCACGGAGAAAAUAGGGAAGUUCACCCUUUCUACGUUAAAUCUGACUGGAACCCACCGGUUCAACCAUCAGUAGCCCUCGAGAGUUAUCUGGAAGCAGUUAAAUCACAACUCGCAGAGAUAAAAAUAACAAAGCCAAAAAAUAACUUGUCACGCAAGGAACACGAAGCUUUAACAGAAUUAAAGCAAAACACAGACAUCAACCUUAAAAAAGCGGACAAGGGGAGCACUACAGUAGUCAUGAACAAAACCGACAAAAUAAGAGAGGGUCAAAUACAAAUCGAAGACAAACAUAACUACAGACCUCUCUCUCAACCCAUGGUGAAAGAAACGCACAGCAAGGUCUUGCGCCUAAUUACAGAUCUUCACCGUGAAAAUCAUAUUGAUGACAUGACAAGAAAAUGGUUAUCUCAAACACCUAAUCCACCCAGAAUACCAGAGUUCUACACUCUAACGAAAAUUCACAAGCCAACCAUUACAGGGAGACCAAUUAUCUCCGGCUGCGAUGGUCCAACAGAAAGAAUUUCCUCUUUUGUUGAUACAUUACUACAACCGAUAUCAAAAAUACAGAAAUCAUACCUUAAAGAUACCACCGACUUUAUAAAUUUUAUUGAAAACACAAAGGUGAAAAAACGAACAUUUCUUGUCUCGAUGGACGUCACAAGUCUUUACACAAAUAUACCACAAAACGAGGGCAUUGAAAUUGUCUGCAAAGCAUAUGAAAACUUCUACAAAGACAACCCUCCUAUUCCUACACAUUACCUGAGGGAAAUGCUUAGACUAAUCCUCAAAGAAAAUUCUUUCCAGUUCAAUGGAAAACACUACUUACAAACCCAUGGCACUGCAAUGGGUACAAAGACAGCAGUUUCUUUUGCCAAUAUUUUCAUGGCACAUAUUGAAACAACAAUUCUAAGCAGAACCGUUUUUAAACCUACAGUUUGGAAACGCUACAUUGACGAUAUCUUUUCCCUAUGGGACAUCAGUAAACCAGACAUCGAAGCAUUCAUCGAACAAGCGAACUUACAUCACCCAACUAUCAAAUUCACGGCCGAAAUAUCUGACACUGAGACUGUGUUUUUAGACACGAUUGUAUACAAAGGCACAAGAUUCAAGGAAAAAUCUAUCCUUGAUGUAAAGACACAUUUUAAAAAAACGGAAACCUUCCAGUACACACAUUUCACCUCUUGUCACCCGCCGAGCGUUAAAAAAGGAUUUGUCAAAGGAGAAGCCUUGAGAAUCCUACGAACAAACUCCUCAAAAACUACGUUUGAGGAAAAUAUUUCAAAUUUCAAAAUACGCUUGAUUGACAGAGGCUACCCACAAACUAUGAUAGAAAACCUUCUAUCAGAUAUAAAGUUCACAGAGAGGGAGUCUGCUCUCCUGAAACACAACAACGAAGAGGAAAAAGAAAUAUUGCCUUUCGUGACACAGUACCAGCCCUCAGUGUCUACUUUAAAAGAAGUUUUAAUGAAAAACUGGAAUCUUAUACUACACCAACCGUUACUUCGCCAAAUUUUCAAAGAACCACCUAUCAUUUCCUACAAGAAAGGAAAAUCCCUAAAGGACAUGCUCGUUAGAGCUAAAAUAUGAAAGGUUUACACAAGGUUUCACGCCGGUAUGGAUGUGCGGCCUGUCACCCCUUGCAUUUUUCUCUUAUAGUAAAUAAAGUUUUACAUCAUCAAUACUAUAUAUGUGCGUACAUCGAAUAUAUAAAUAAAAUAUUACAAAUGCGGCAUCACUGUUUCAUUCUACCUCUUCACUCAUCAGAUGAAUAUUCUCAAAAAGUUUAAAAGAAUAACUUGACCGACCAUCUCUUAUGUCAUCCGUCAAGCUAUUAUAAAUUAUAUCUAACCCCUUGUUUGCAACAGUAAAUUAUCGUACAUUUGUUUUACCCAAGGGCUUAUGUAGACGUUUGUAUAAACGAGUGUUAUGAUCAUGGAUUUCAUUAUUUUUCUUAAAAUUAAAAAUUGGUUAACGCUCCAGGAAGUUGAUUUUGUGAGGACUGAUAUUUUAGACAUUCAACAACAAAUUUAUUCAUCUGUUAAAUAUUGAGAAUAUUAAAUUGUUGAAAUAAAGAUUUCGACAAAUGAUUAUACUUUUUUAAAAAACAGCAUGAUCCCGACUAGUUUUUUUCUGCAGCUUAAAAAUCUUGUCUAGAUUCCCUCGACUCUCAAAGUUUGUCUCGCUUCAGACAGAGAAACAUCGAGAUUUUUUUGUUAUAAUAUUAUAAUUAUUAUUUCCUGGCAAAGAGAAGCUAAGAGAAUUAACCAUGUCCCUGUUCGUGAACAGUCAGUGAGUGUUUAGUGACGGAUCCAUAUAUUUUUCUAACUUUAUUUUUCUCCGGUCAGGUUUUAUUGCCUCAAAGAGGAAAAGAAGAAGAAUUAAUCAGCGCUUCACAGUGGGAACUCCUUAACCUUGAUGUCGACACUAUCUUACAAAUGCCUUCAGAUGUACAAGCUUUGGCAAGCCUCGAACAUCAUGAAUUUAUGGAAAUAAUGUCGAAGUACCUUUAUGAGUCCAUUGGAACGCAGGAGUUUGUAAGGCGACAUAUGCUAACACAAAGUCCAUGCAUUGUUGUUCCAAGCACAUUACACAUUUCCUUGACGAAAGCAGCCACAAUCCUUGGACUUGGUCGAGAGAGCCUUGUUUCUGUAGCAGUUGACGAAAACUCGCGGAUGGAUCCUAUUGGUUUGUAACAGUUUCUGUCUAGAACCCCCCCCCCCACACACACACACACACACACACAUACUCACAUACAUACACACACCAAUUUUCUUUUUCUUUUCUUUUUUUUUUUUCAACAAUCAACAACAAAAAACCAGAAAACGGAAACAGAACAAAUAACUGUAGGGUGUAUUUAGUUAACAUUAACAAAAUGCGUAUGAACCAACUUGUGAGUUAUAUAUGGAAGUGAAUUACAAUUACUUACUCUUUGCUUGUAAUCGAUCAUCACAGUUGUUUUUCAUUGAAAGAUAACAUUUACUUUUAUGGAAUUUUAGAUUUGAACCGCAUUCUACAAGAAAAAUUGGAUAAGGAGAUUCCAGUCAUAACGGUAGUAGCUGUCACAGGAACAACAGAGCAAGGCGCCGUUGAUCCAGUGACUGCAGUUGUCUAUUCGCGCGAAAAGUUUAGAAUGAAGGUAAGGAUAACUUGAAGUAUAUCUGACUUCAUAUCUGAAAUUUCUUACACUGUCAAAACCAUUGUACUCAUCAUCAUCAUCAUCAUCAUCAUCAUCAUCAUCAUCAUCAUCAUCAUCAUCAUCAUCAUCAUCAUAAUCAUCAUUUCUUUCUUCAUCGUGAUCACUAAGAUCAUCAAUCGUUUUCGGCGAUGUAUUAAUUAUAUAGAUCCUUUUUACCUGGCACCACUUUCCUAAACUAUUUAUGCCAUAAAUUAGGUAUUACUUUGAAGAAUUGUCUAUUUUAAAAACCCUUGUCUUUAUUUAUAUGAAGGGUCUGAACUUCAGCAUUCACGCGGAUGCAGCCUGGGGAGGAUAUUUCUGUAGUAUGCUGCGCGCGCAGCCGGAGAGCAGUCCUAUGCCGACAGCCAAACAAACAGGAUUUGUUCCAGAAAUGUACCUGAGUUCCUACGUCCACGAACAGUUGUCAGCUCUCCACCAUUGUGAUACAAUCACUGUUGAUCCCCACAAAUCUGGCUUCUGUCCUUAUCCUGGUGGUGCAAUCUGUUAUAGAGACAGAAAGAUGAAUUCAUUUCUGUCAAUCACCAGUAAGGCGCUCUUUUUGCAUGGGAACAUGCUUCUUAAUAAUCUUGGUAUCGAAGGAUCCAAACCUGGGGCAGCUGCUGUAGGGGUCAUGAUGGCAAACAGGGUAACCAUUUAUGAAUCUUUUUCUUUUAGUAAUGUAUUAAAAAAUAGUCUAUAUAAGACAGCCCAAUUAUUACGACUAUUUUUCGACAAAACACCAAGUUAUUUUUCUGGCUCAUGUGUGAUAUCAUCAUAAAAAAAAUAACCAUAGAAUUUGAAUCAAUCUCUUCUGGAAACAAGUGAGCUUGAUGCUUAUAGCACAGUUGUUAUUCUAUGCGUAGGGUGAAAGAGGCAAAGGUUUUCGGUUUCAGUGAUGCACAGAUAUGCGUAUUCUAAGUAAGCUCGAAAUUUGUCAAUAUGGAUGCGAAAACCUCAAUAUGUGUGGCGAAGCCUUUUUCUAACCCUCAGGUCUGGUUGUUCCGCUGGAAACGGAAACAGUAAACAAUUCGAAAAUUUAUCAAAGUCCAUUAAAGCGUAAUUUUUGUACUACAGAAUUUAUGUUUAAAAGAGGGAUUAGUCAACUAUUGUUCUUGCCAGUUGCUUAUAGGAUGAAUAAAGCUUACUUAGUGUUCUUCAAUAUCGUUUUCCUCCUUUCGUAGGUCAUUGGUCUUCACAAACACGGUUAUGGUCGUAUCCUGGCUGAGUGCAUGUUCAACGCAAAGAUUCUGUACUGUCAGUGGGCAACGCUGGCCAAAGAAGACGACAUUUUUGUCAUCAAAACGACGAUUCCUCUACCCAGUUUGACUAACUGGUCAGAGGAGGAUCAUAUUACCUUCAUCAGAGAACGAAUUCUCGCAAAAAGCAACGAAGAAAUUGCUCGGGUAAAUCUUUUAGCUUGUUUAUCUGAAAUCAAGUCACUAGUGGGAUAUUUCACGAUAUACCACUCGCUGGCGUUUCAUAAGUGGUAUUUUACAAGUCAGAGUUAUUAGUCAAAAGUAAUUAAAUAGUAGGAGGUUUUGUACAGCCCAAUAACGUCAGUCUAAUUACUGUUAAUAACUUUUAUACAUAACUCUGCUGUUGAAUGACUCCCGACAACUAAUUCCUAUUCUAAGAAAACAUACGACAAAACACAUGUAGGGAAUAGGCAAGAAACUCUAUCUGAGUGCCUUUCACGACCUUAACUGAUUACCAGUUACAGGUGUAGGUGCGACCAGGCUUUUGCCAGCUAAUCGGAUUUGAGAAAUUUAGGACCAAACGAUCAUUGAUUAAUAGACCGUUUUUAGCUUGUAUGUUUUGUUUUCCAAUUGCAGACCACGUGAUCGUACCUGAGAGAACUGUUUCUUUCAAACGUCGUCCGAUGCACGUGCAUCCACGUGCAUAUGUAUGCAUAAUGUAUGAAAAGACAAAAAGGAAAAUCCCCAGGCGAACAUCAUCACGUGGUCUGAAUAGGGAAAACAAAACUUACAAGCCAAAAUGGUCUAAUGAAAGUUUCAUCAAAGCAGACGUUCCGGGUGCUAUUAAAGCCCUUUGUUAUAAAGGGAACAAUAGCACUUUAACUGACGUCACCUUUUGAAUUUGCUUGCGGUGACAAUUUUUUUUCACUUUAUCAUUGACAGCGAGGCAACUCUUUGAUAAAACGUACAGCAGCAAGGUUAAGUACUGUUUUAUCUUGUCUGUCGUUUAGGAUGAUAAAGCUAUGCUUUACCUAAAAGAAGUGGGCCCUGAUACCUUGAUACCGUGUUUCGCUGUAAACCUGAAAGGAAACCAAAGCGUUGAAGUGUGCAAUGCAAUCAACACAGCGAUAUUCGAAAGGCUCACUCACACAUCAGGGGAACAUACAGCGUUUCGCAUCCCAAUGCUUGUUACCUCAUCAAGUAUGGUGUCCCACGUCCACAGUGUUGCAGCCACAAAUUUCAAGACAAGAUUAGGGGUAAGAGAGAACAAAAAGAAUCGAAAUCUGGUAUAACGAGAAACCUUCUCGAUGCCCUUUCCUUUUCGAAAUUCGAUUUAUAUUUUAAAAGAUCACGUGAUAUAUCUAGGACCAUAUAAAUAACUGAAAAUUAUUGAUGGUUUUUCUUGACCACAGCCAUGAAAAGUGAGGCAGAGUUACGCGUGUCUAAACUGCAAUAUGCACUAAUCUACACGUCUUUCUUUCUUUCUUUUUUCUAUUCAGCUUAACUCAAACAACGACACACCAGUCAAAUAUAUCAUAACAACUUGCAUGGAUCCCUGGGUCACAUCUUUAGAUUUCAUGGACCACGUGUCAUCUGUCAUGAGGAACACUAUUUUGUGCGCAAUUGGAAGGGUAAGGGCUAAUUUACUUUUCAAAAAACCUUUGAUUUUAAAAGGUUGAAUGCCGUUAACACAUCAAUUAUUUAUGAUCAACACUGCUAUUUUCAUCUCUGCUUUAUAUUCAAGGUUACUGAUCCUACUGCCCUCCACAACUUUGUCAGUACGGGAGUUGUCAAUGAACAGAACGAAGUAAUCGCCUGUUAUGUUGGAGAUUUUAACAGAGUGCAGAAGCAGUACGAAGCAAUUGUCAAGUUAAAAUUCAUGCACGACAGGGACGCCGAGAAGUACAUCACUACAGAAAAGAAGUUGUUAAAGGAAAAUGGUGCCCGAAAACCAAUUGUCUUCCGAAGCAAACGGCAAAGACUUCAUGAUUUCUUCUUCAAGGAUACAGGGUACUCUGGUGAAUUGGAGGAGUUCGACUGUUUCAUUGGGUUGCCUUCUGAUAACAGUAACCACCCGUUUAUGAGUCCAAAAAUGAAGAUCAUAGAUGUUCCACGUUACGAACAUUUUGACAACCAUGAAUCUCCUGAGCAAAGUGACUACUUCAUGUACGGUGACAUGAAAAACGUGUUUUUGUUUCACAUCCCUGCCAAGAGUUCCGACUUCUAUCAGGUAACAACGCUCUGUUGAUCCAGUAUACUAUCAUCAUCAUCAUCAUCAUCAUCAUCAUCAUCAUCAUCAUCAUCAUCAUCCUCAUCAUCAUCAUCAUCAUCAUCAUCAUCAUCAUCAUCAUUAUCACUAUCAUCGUCAGCAACAUCAUUUUUAUCAUCAUCGAUAUGAUUCUCAUUCUAAGACCGAAUUUCACAUAACAAGCAUUUUAAGAAACAAAAUUCUUCACCAAUUUUUUUUACUUUACGUCAGAUCAGAUACCAAAAGCUCCGAAUCCUUCCAGGCAAUAAAUAUAACUCCCGGUCAAUUCAUAAGCCAUAUUUCCAUUACCGUUUUUAUUCUCAAGUAAAAAGAUGCAUGGAUCAAAAGUCAUUUUCGCUGAAAACUGAGGAGUUCGUUCGUAAUGAAGCUGUGAAUUGUGCAAGACAUGAGAUUUCUCGAAAAUUACACUUUUCAUCACAUGAACAUUAUGUAAAUUACGUCACAUGACCUCUUACGACCACGGACUCCCAAAAAAUCUUUAAGCAAAAAUGGCAGCCCGUUUAGAUUCGAAGUUAUCCAACUUAAUUGCUACAAGACAACUUACAAUAUAAAGAACUACCAAAUUGUGCUUGGCAACAUUUGAAUAUAGAAGCAGGGUUACAUUAGGAGACAGAUCAUUCUAGCUAGGUCGCAGCUCCGGCACUUUGGAAUGUAUUACCGCGUGAGAUUCGUUCUAUUACAGAUCUAGGGUUUUUUAAGCGCCAUCUGCAUGAAAACGCACCUCUUUAGGGAAGCUUUUUAUUAAUUUAUUAAUUUUUAAUUUUUAUUAUGAUAAUUACUAGUAUUUUAACAUAUGUUGUAUAUUUUAAUUUUAUCAUAGUAUAUUUUAAAUAAUUAGUAGUUAGAUACCCUUUAUUAAGUUAUUAUAGAUAGAUAUUAUCUAAUGGGCGCUUGAUCAUUUCAUGGAAAGCGCGCAAUAUAAGAAUUAAAUUAUUAUUCUUAUUCUUCUUCUUCUUCUUCUUAUUAUUAUUAUUAUUAUUGUAUGUAAUUACUUUUUUAGAUAAACGGCUUUUCUGACUAGUACUCAGUUCCCCCAUUUCAAGUGGUUCCUUUAAUCACACUUUUCCUUUACAAUAUGUUAAAUAAUAUACCUGAAGGCCCUAAAAUUAUGCAACUAAUAAAAAAAGGUUAAGGACACAAGUAAAAGUAUUCCCAUAACCAAAUUGGCAAAAAAUAAAAGUGUGCUUGUCUGACCAAGUUUCGAGCUGCUACCACAAAAGCUUUGAAAGAAAGACUACCCCCCCCCCAACCCCACACACCAAUUUUUAACUGAAUAAGUGGAGACCCAUGCUCUAGUUAACUUGAGUUAUUCUCAUUCUCAUUCUCAUUUUCAGUAUCAUCAUCAUCAUCAUUGCUGAAUAAAAUAGUAACAAUAAUAAUAACAAUAACAUUGUUAUUAUUAUUAUUAUUAUUAUUAUCGUUAUUGUUAUUAUUAUUAUUAGGGCUGAUUAACAAAUCUCAUUCCCUUGUUUUUUCCCUUUUUUUCUCGUUCUACUAAACAUUGUAGAG
Messenger RNA from Porites lobata, 15905 nucleotides. NCBI's taxonomy places the organism in Eukaryota, Metazoa, Cnidaria, Anthozoa, Scleractinia, Poritidae. The record is from the annotation of a GenBank genome assembly.